CUGAGAUUUUGAGUAUGUUGAAUAAAAUCUUUUCAGGCCAGAACAAGCAAGGAGAGGUGGAGGAGAGAGGACACUGGGGCAGUAAGGUGGAGUUUCUCUUGGCUGUGGCAGGAAAUGUUGUCGGACUGGGCAACGUGUGGAGGUUCCCUUACCUCUGCUACAAAAAUGGAGGGGGUGCAUUCCUGGUGCCAUAUCUGGUGUUUGUGGUGACCUGUGGUGUACCCCUGUUCCUGCUGGAGACCACCAUUGGUCAGUACACCCAGGAGGGCAGUGUGACCUGCUGGAGGAAGCUGUGCCCACUGGCAGAAGGCAUUGGCUACGGAGGGCAGCUGAUCAUCCUCUACAGCUGUAUGACCUACAUCAUUAUUCUGUCCUGGGCUUUGCUCUACCUGGUGUUCUCCUUCAGCUCCCAGCUCCCCUGGGCCAGCUGCAACAACUACUGGAACACAGAUGACUGUGUAGACUUUUCAACAAGAAAUAACACCAUCCAAUGGAGCAACCAGACUAACUCAACCUCUGCUGCCACAGAAUUCUGGGAACGACGAGUGCUGGCUAUUUCAGGGGGGAUUGAGGAGAUGGGCAGCAUUAGAUGGGAGGUGCUGUUGUGUCUAAUUGCCAUGUGGAUCAUCUGCUACUUUUGUAUCUGGAAAGGGGUUAAAUCUACAGGAAAGGUGGUUUAUUUCACUGCUACCUUCCCCUAUGUGAUGUUAUUAAUUCUUUUGAUCCGUGGACUCACUCUUCCUGGUGCUCUACAAGGAGUGAUGUUUUAUCUGCUGCCUGAGCCCUCACAUCUCACAGACCCUCAGGUGUGGAUGGAGGCUGGGGCUCAGAUCUUCUUCUCAUACAGCAUCGGUGUAGGUUCCUUAACUGUGCUAGGCAGUUACAACACCUACAACAAUAACUGCUAUAAAGACUGUCUGUGGUUGUGUUUACUGAACAGUGGUACCAGUGUGGUAGCUGGGUUUGCAGUCUUCUCUGUGCUGGGGUUCAUGGCUCAUGAGCAGGGCAUUCCGAUUGCAGAAGUAGCCGAAUCAGGUCCAGGCCUGGCAUUCAUCGCGUACCCUCACGCUGUAGCCAUGAUGCCUCUGCCUCAACUGUGGUCCAUCUGUUUCUUUGUCAUGCUCAUCCUCUUGGGUCUGGACACACAAUUUGUCGCCAUGGAGGUGAUGAUGACAUCCAUCAUAGAUAUGUUUCCUGCUGUAAUGCGCAGAGCGGGCCAACGGGAACGUUUCCUCCUCCUCUUCUGCCUCAUAUGCUUCUUUUGUCAGAUUGUCAUGGUCACUGAGGGAGGGAUGUAUGUGUUCCAGCUGUUUGACUACUACGCUUGCAACGGAGCCUGCAUCCUCUUUCUCUGUGUGUUUGAAACUGUGGCACUGGGAUGGAUAUUUGGGGCUGACCGUGUGUGCAGCAUCAUAAAGGACAUGACAGGGGUCCGCGCCAACCUGUUCUUUAAAAUCUGCUGGCUGUGUCUCACGCCAGGGGUCUCACUGGGCUCUUUUAUUUGUUCUUUAGUUAAGUACCAGCCUCUGACCUUCAAUCGCUGGUAUGUGUACCCAGCCUGGGCAUACGUAUUGGGCUGGGUAAUGGCCCUGUCCUCCAUCCUGCUUGUGCCUGGUUGGGCACUGUAUAAGCUGGGAACUGGAACUGGAACCCUCAGUCAGCGUUUCCAUCACCUGUGCCAGUCUGACCCUGACUGCUCACCGACAAAAAAGACAGAAGCUGAGCUACAGCACAUGACAGGAGAGGAUCUGCAACAGUUCACUAUCUGAUAUGAAAGGUUAACCAAAGAAUCAAAGGUCAAAGAAGGGCAAGCAUUUGUCUUAUUUAUCUGUAUUGUGCUGAUCAUGGAUACUGUAAAGAAAAUCACAAGUGAUUUCAUUGCAAGUGUAGUGGAGAUGGAAGCCACUUCCUCCUUCCAUUGUCCAACUCUGAAUGACACAGAACCAACUAAACCACAUUUUUAAAUUGAUAUUUUGCAUAAAGAAUGUGAUUAUCUUCUCAGUCACAUCAUAAUAACCAUCUGAACCUACUUUGAUCCAAUAUUAUGAGUAAAACCUGCAAUGUAAAAAGCAUGUACUCAACACUAAUUAAAAAAAAGUUAAAUAAAUGACUUGUCAUUGCAAAAUGCUGUUGAAUUUUCAAGACAUUCUAGACACAAAAUAUAAUGAAGACACAACUAAAAUUACCACCCUGUGUUUAUAUGCCUCCACCAAGCAAUCCAGCUUCAGGUUAUCAGUGUGAAUUCUUAAGUUAUGGCCACAAAUAUGUUUUGUGAUAUCGCAGUGACCUUUGACCACCAAAAUCUAAUUAGUUCAUUCUUGAGUCCAAGUGAACAUUUGUGCCAAAUUUAAAGGGAUCCCUUCAAGGCGUUUCUGAAAUAUUGUGUUCACGAGAAUGGGACAGAUGGACAGAUAAGCAGAAAACAUAAUGCCUCCAGCCAUAGCUGUUGCUGGCAUAAAAAGACAGAAAAAUACUCCUUA
Molecule: messenger RNA, 2480 nt
Organism: Lates calcarifer (barramundi perch)
Lineage: Eukaryota; Metazoa; Chordata; Actinopteri; Centropomidae
Product: sodium- and chloride-dependent GABA transporter 3
Exons: 14
Coding region: 15-1769 (584 amino acids)
Biological process (GO): sodium ion transmembrane transport
Cellular component (GO): membrane
Source: RefSeq, a predicted model, not a curated record